Paramuricea clavata is the source of this 5384-nucleotide messenger RNA. NCBI's taxonomy places the organism in Eukaryota, Metazoa, Cnidaria, Anthozoa, Malacalcyonacea, Plexauridae. The record is from the annotation of a GenBank genome assembly.
UUGCUUUUGACUAAGGUGUCUUAUAAAUCUUUCUCAUCUAACAUUUCCGAUAUGUCACCUAGGCCCUAGCCAGGAUCUGCUUUCAGCGCAUUGUCACUGCCUUCAGGCUUCACGUGUCAUAUAGCUUAUUGCCUUAAUGGUAUAAAUAGAGGUCCAUUGUAUUUGUUUCACCUUUCUUUUGCUGCCUGCCUUGGACAACUGUUAACUAGAUUGGAAAAAUCAAUUUCAUGGCUUGGAACAACGGUCACACUAUUGAGCAAAAUCUGCAACGUUGUUACGAAUUAGAUUUUGACUGGGAUUUAAUACCCCAUAAACUUCAACAUGUAAGUAAUUGUAUUCUCGUGUAAAUACAUUCAUUACUGUGAGAAGUGUUGGCUUAUAUAAAACGCUGAAAUUAACGCCAAUACUAAUUUACUAUACACUUCUUUAUAUAGGUUUGUGAAAUCUUUGGCAAAAGGAUGAAGCAACAAAAAACAACUGUGCUGUUUGCCCUUUUAACCGCAGUUUCGUUCGUUUUGGGUCAUGCAUCCGUAACUGUUAAGGAUGGUUGGGAGGAACCUGUUGUUGUUUGGCUGGCAGUUGUUCUCAAAACAGGUAUAUUUUCUACUUUUACUAAUAGCGUAUUGUUAUAUAUUACGGGCCUUUACGGCCAUUUAUACCAGAGAAAAUAAGUCAGGACUAAAUUAUGUUCCAUCUUAUUUAAGUCACUACAAUACUUCUAUAAUAUAUAAAUGGUCAGAUUCUGUUAGGCCCCCACUUAUUUUCGAUCAGCAUGACCAACGGCAACUCCUGUUCUUAUUUUACUUUCGACUUACAUUGCUAACAAACAAAUUGGCCAUUUAUACUAGUGUGUUCGUGACUUUAAAUUUAUCAUUACACGCGUCUUAUAAGUCCAUACUUAUUUUCUCUCGUUAGUGCACGUGGCCUCCUUAUGCCUUGAUGGUUGACAGACUAACUGUUAUUACCCUCGCACUGCAUGAUAAAUGUCUUCUUCAACUUCUAUGUAGGUCUUUGGCCAUGGAAAACUGUACAGUUAAGUGAAAACUUUCCUGGCUUUGUUUGUGUAUUGGGCAUAAAUUAUAUUUUCUAAUUUAUCACCCGCUCCACCUCCAUAAUUUCAUUCAUUUUGGUAUCGCUAAUAUAAUAAGAUUAGAUCAGUGGCCAAGAAUAGCAGUGGCCAAUAAAACUGAGUGGAACACGACCAAUUUAAACCUGUUUCUGUUUAGGCGCGAAAUACACGACGCUUGCGGCUAAAUAUCUGAGUUGCUCAAAAUGGAUUUUCCAGGUUUAUUAAUAUGACCCACCUCCGAAACUAUAUUCAAUUUCAUAUCGCUAAGUCUUAGCUUAUACAAGGCCCGAUGAUUUCAGGAAUAACACAACUGAGUGGAACAUGAAAAGGCAAUUAAGCCGUUUGUGUAUGCGCGAAAUAUCUCACGCGAUCGAAUAAUUUUUAGGUUGACUUAAUUAUAAAUAGAAUAAAGUUAUGGGCCCGGUUAACCUAAAAUUCAAAGCCCACUAUUCACUAAUUCCCAACGGCUUGUUUUUAACCGACCGAUGAUCGCAGGCUAGGGGAACGAGAUUGAACAAUAUUUUUAUUUCCGUAUGUGCCAAAUUAAUAAAAAAUAUUUUUCAUCGGAAUUUCACGCAAGACUAUAAACCAAAUUCUGUUAAUAGAAAGUGUUGCCAUUCGCAUGUCCGUAUUCGCAGUUUUUAGUGAAUGGAAAGUUGAAUUCGUUUAAAAAAAAUUUAAAUGGACCAUUCCUCAAUUAACCAAAAUUUUAAACUCAACAAGUCUAGACAAAAAAUUUAUCACAGCUUGAAAGACUAAUAUCAGAAAAUUAGUAAUAUCAGUCCAAAGUUUCAUUGCAAAAUGUUGUAAAAUGCGGAAAAUAUAGCCUUGCGAAGUUUGCAAUUUUCAGUCAUUUUAGAUUACAAACGGGAAAUGGUUACCGCUUCUGUGCGUAAUACAAAAUGACGGAAAAUUGCAAAUUUCGCAAGGCUAUAUUAUCCGCAUUUUACAACAUUUCGUAACGAAACUUUGGAACAUUACUAAUUUUGUGAUGGUCUUUCAUGCUAUGCCUAUAUGAUGGAAUUUUGUGUAGACUUGUUGAGUCAGUCAUAAUUUCGGUUGCUUGUCGUUGGGGGAAUGGUCAUUCCUAUUCAGUUUUUAGUUCAGAAUAAUAAAAUGUUUUAUAAUCUGUUUUCCAUUUUCACGGAAACGAUUGUCCAAAAUAAUCUAUGUCACGGUCCACGGAUUAUAUUAAUGUAACCCUGCACAUCGCAAAUAACAAAUGUAAAUUCACCAUGACAUAUUUCUUCUGCGAGCUAAUCUCUAUUUCUUAGCAUUUCAACCAUGACUAUUAUUUACUCUCCGAUACGCCAUUAUACAUUUCAGUUAAUUGUAUUUCAUUUUAAAAUCGGGUGCUUUUUUAUGCCAUUUCAUUUUCUCUUUUUGACAUUUUCUAAAUUCUAUAUUAUCAAAUUGAUUGUAUUGCUUGCUGUUAAUUGCUUAUAUUGCCAAAUUAUUGCUUUGUUAUAUAAAAGCAUGCAUGUAUCUCUUACACAAAUAUAUUUUUAUUAACAGGAAGAUGUAAAUCUGCAUUACAUCAUUUCCUUGAGAACCUAAUUGAGAAAGUUCACAAUAAUGUGCCGUCUGCAACCAAGGGCGAAAAUGGAAUAUCCCUUUCCCCAGGAACAAUGCUUCUUCCCCAUUGUACUUGGGAGAAGUUCGGAGACAUUUUGGCCAAUAAUGGAGGACGGAUAUAUGGUCUAUUCGACGAAUUAGUGUCGUUUUUCUCCACAAUGAAUAUGUACAGCUCAUCCAAAUCGACAGUGCAAGAUAACCGCGAAUACCAGGAUUUCCUGAAAAUGUUUACUGGAAAAGCAAAAAAUCGCGAAACUAGUAAGUUUUAUGUAGUGUAUAUCAUACAUUUAAUACUUCUUUUUUCCAUACAAAAAGUCUGGUCAACUAAAUUAACCUUAAUCCUUUUCCAAAUUAAAUUAGUGCACACCUCGUAUGCGGCUCAAACCAGCUUGGCCAAUUGACUGCAAACUUUGCCAUGUCCAUUUUGCACAAGGCGUCUGUUUGCCCGGCAAGUGUUACUACAAAAUAUAUGUUUCCUCUAUUUCGGUUAGACUUGGAUCAAGUCCGUCUCUCAAGAGUCCGAGGGAUCAGGCGCACGAGGUGCAAUCGAGACGGACUUGAUCCAAGUCUAUAUUUCGCUGAGAACAGAAAGUUUUGUUGCUUCUUUUUGCAAAAUAUUAUUACCGUCCCACAAAAAUGCUUCUCCUUACUCAUUUCAACUUUAUAGGCGGAACGAACCAUGUACGCCGUAAGACUAUUUUCAACAAAUUUAACAUAAUGACCCAUUUCAUGCAUUGGCCCUGCAUUCAGAUAUGAGAUCUCGCAUUCUCGUCUCCUUCAUUUGCGGCGGCUACCAAAGUGUGCUUAUGAUACAGUAACAAAUCUGGAAAAUAAUAAACAGUACAAUUAGCCAGCAUGUUGCCACUUGCAACUUAACCGGCAAACCUUUCUAUUUAUUUUCUAGUCACGGGAAACGCUAAUUUCAACAUGAGGCAAACAUCCUUCACAUUGCUUGGCUUCACACAGCCACAAACAGCAUUGCCCAUUAUUCACAAUGCAAAAGGCUUCACAUCGAGAAUAUUGUGGUACUUCCCAAAUCCGAUUUUUCGACGCCUUGCUGAUUCUGAGCUCACGGAGGACGAAAAAGACGCGUGUGAACAGUGGGAACAAAAUCUAGGUAUAGUUGCAUUUUUUUAUACAUUCAUAUAAUUACACUGAAUCGGGGGCGUAGGAACCGGGGGAGGGGCUAGGGGGCCAAUGCCCCUCAGGUUUUCAGAAGACACAAAAAGUGUCCUUUUUCGGGUGGCAAAGUGCCCUUUGCCUUCUUGAAAAAUGUCGUUCAUAUUGCAUUUUUGACUCAGACAUAUUAAAAAGCAACGUCUGUGAGUCUUUGUGGUUACUUGAAUGUGGGCGAGUCAAACAAUGACAAAUGACGCACUCUUUGUCUGCGAAUAGGGCCUUUUACAGCACGACAAAUGGCAAAAUUUGCACAACGCUAGUUUGCAAAAACUACUGCAAACUGCUUUAAUUCUUUCUUUCACUUUGAUCUUAUCCGUGAAUUGGCCUCAACGGCCUUUUAUUUAUCAUUCUCUACCCCCCCUUCCGGGGAAAUAUUUUUUGUGCCCGCCAAAUCGUUGCCCCCCCCUCCCCCCCAAACUUUUUUAUUAUGUUCACUUGUGCAAAAAUACAAAAACGUAAUAUUAGAUACUGUAUAUCACUAUAAUCUAUAUUAAAACAAUCGACAAAUUCUUCCUAUCAAAGUACCAAUAUAGUCAAUAUAGCAUUAAGUAAAAACUAACACUUAAGACCUACUAUCAAACUUACUAGUCUACCUAAUUCACAGUUGUAUAAACAGUGUGUAUAUAUACUAUAUGUGCUGUUCUUUUAAAUGCAAUUCUAUUGUGAAAACUAUGCAACCUAUUUUCUGCAUGUCACUUUUUAAUUUCACGGACAAUAAACCUAACACCGUUCCAGUUUCGUAACCCUUCCAGUUUCGCCACGGUUAACCGUGAUUUGACGAUACUGUAGAAACUGAUUACCAAUGAUUAAUUUAGUGUUGGAUGAAACAGGCUGUACUGCCAACCUUUUGAAUAUUCACAAUAACUCAAACCAAAACCGAUUGUUAACUGCAUAUAAUUGUAUGCGUCGUUCAUGUUUGUUAUUUAUUUAUUUAUACAUUUUUCUACAUUUAUUUCAGUCGAAUUCCUCACAAACCUCUACAUAGAUGGAGAAAAAACGUUUUCAAAAACGGAGGUUGGAAAGAUUGUGGAUGUCAAAGUGGAGAGAGAGCAAUAUAUCUUUUCACCAGAAGCAAAAUCCCUUUUUGCACAAAUACACGACAACUGGGAGAUGAACGUGUGCAAGAAGUUUCAAUCCGAUGUCCUCCUGAGUGGUUCGUUUCAGUGAUUUCAGAUUUACUAUCAAUUAUUCGAGCUCCAUUUAAUUUUUCAGGUCCUAAUUACUAUAUCAUGUGUCUAAUAUUUUUUAUCCAUUUAUACUUACAGGAUUAUUUGCUAGAGGAAACAGUCAUGUUAUCCGCCUAGCUGUUCCCCUGCAUUUACUCUUCCAAGCAUUUGCUGAUGAAGAUGAAACUGACGCCGGUAAUGCUGAUGAAAGUGAUAGUCGUAAUGCUGAUGAUGCGAGGAAGAUCUGCGAUGACAUGCACGAGACGACUAUGGAUGAAAGUCAAAAAAACAAUGAAAGCCAAAUCUCUUUAGUUGAGCGAGAAUCGAAUAAUGCUUUAUCUGGUGUCAGUACUAAGGAUGGCGAGAAUGUAUGGACGACUAUUGGUAGUCCAGCG